This is a messenger RNA of Fusarium keratoplasticum, 1227 nucleotides long. RefSeq lists its product as uncharacterized. Gene Ontology annotation, biological process: magnesium ion export from mitochondrion. Gene Ontology annotation, molecular function: magnesium ion transmembrane transporter activity. The record is from RefSeq and is a predicted model, not a curated record. NCBI's taxonomy places the organism in Eukaryota, Fungi, Ascomycota, Sordariomycetes, Hypocreales, Nectriaceae. Bases 1 to 1227 code for a protein of 408 amino acids. The transcript has 3 exons.
AUGCCCUUAGGUCUCCAACAGGACUCUGACCUCGUCUUCGCCCCCUCCUCGACGACGACAGCCACCACGACGACCGACGGAUCGGCGGCGUCCGCGAGCGACUUUGCGCCCUCCCCGGAGCAUCGCCAUGCCGGUUGGACGGGCCGUCGCUCGGAUAGCAGUAGUGCCGGGCUCGCAACUCAACAGAACAUGACCAACCAGGAAGAUGUCGAGGCUGAGGGCCGACCGCCAUAUCUCCAUGCCAUGAUUGCGGGUGGCAUCGGAGGAUCGACCGGCGAUUUGUUGAUGCACUCUCUCGAUACCGUAAAGACAAGACAGCAGGGCGACCCUCACGUUCCGUCGAAAUACACGUCGCUGGGACAGUCCUAUUACACCAUAUGGAGGCAAGAAGGUAUCCGGCGGGGUCUGUACGGCGGCUGGAUACCUGCGCUCGGAGGUUCAUUCCCAGGCACCGUAAUGUUCUUUGGCACAUAUGAAUGGAGCAAGCGAUUCCUCAUAGAUCAUGGCGUGCAACAGCAUCUGUCCUAUCUAUCAGCAGGCUUCCUUGGAGAUUUAGCCGCCUCCAUCGUCUACGUCCCAUCCGAGGUUCUAAAAACCCGACUUCAGCUCCAGGGCCGUUACAACAACCCCCAUUUCAUAUCGGGCUACAACUACCGAGGCACUCUCGACGCUGCCCGCACCAUUGUCCGUACUGAGGGUGUUCCUGCUCUCUUUCACGGCUACAAGGCCACCCUCUACCGUGAUCUGCCCUUUUCGGCCCUCCAGUUCAUGUUCUGGGAGCAGUUCACCACAUGGGCCCGCAAGUACAAGCAAAGCCGUGAUAUUGGCGUCUCCCUCGAGCUCCUCACUGGCGCUGCGGCUGGUGGCCUUGCCGGUGUCAUCACUUGCCCCCUCGAUGUCGUCAAGACACGGCUUCAGACCCAGGUCAAUACUCCAGCCGAGACCCGGGCCUCCAAGGAUCACCACGCUUCUUCCCAAGUCCGACACAUCUCAACAUCUUCUCCAAACACUCACCGACCGCGACCCGGCGCCAUCGCCCUAGAGACCUCGUCUGUCUUUACCGGCCUGCGAGUCAUCUACCGCACCGAGGGUGUGGCAGGUUGGUUCCGCGGCGUCGGACCGCGCGGUGUAUGGACAUUUAUUCAGAGCGGCUGCAUGCUGUUCUUGUACCAACGACUCCUUCGACAGCUCGAGGUGCUAAUACCCCUCGAGCACGAAGAAAUGUAG